Molecule: messenger RNA, 2391 nt
Organism: Hydatigera taeniaeformis
Lineage: Eukaryota; Metazoa; Platyhelminthes; Cestoda; Cyclophyllidea; Taeniidae
Source: the annotation of a GenBank genome assembly
AUGGCCCCCAUUGUUUUUGUCGAAUACGCCGAUGCUGAGUGUUUCAAUGAGGGCGAUAACGUGACCUUCGUGAACUGGGGUAAUCUUCGCAUUGUCAAAGUCCUCCUCAACACGGAUGGAAGAAUCUACGCUGUAGAUGCGGAACUCAAUCUAGAAGAUACGGACUACAAGAAAACCCAGAAAGUAACGUGGCUGGCGGAUCCAGAUGCUCUUCAAAACGUGGGCGGUGAAAUUGCUCUUCUGACUCCCCUCACCUGUCUUACCUAUGGCAAUCUCAUUUCAAAACCCCUUAUUGGAAAAGAAGAAGAUUUUAAAAAUUUUAUUAACGACAAGUCUGUGUCCUCGGAAUCCUGCUUUGGUGAUCCACAAAUGCGCAAUCUGAAUAAAGGUGAUAUCAUUCAGUUGCAACGGAAGGGGUUCUACAUCUGUGAUCAACCCUACAGGUCCUCACAUCCAUCAACGUUGAAGGAAGCACCGUGUGUUCUUAUCUACAUCCCUGAUGGUGCAACAAAGGAGCGUCCAACUACAGGUUCAAAAUUUAAGGUUGGUGAAGCUGGUGACAGCAAGCUUCAGCAGCAGCAGCAGGGGAAGGGAGAUGCAUCUGCCAAAAAGGAUUCUCCUAAUUUAACUGCAGAAGAGGCUGCCAAACGAGCAGAAAAGGAACGGUUAAAAGAGGAGAAGAAAGCUGCGCGGAAGGCUGGUCGGGAAAAAGCAAAGCAAGAACAGCAAAUGAAACUCGCGGAAGCGCCAGUUGCAGUUUCCCCUCCCGCUACCGCUGCAGCACCGGUUUGUCCAGCACCCAAAGAGAAGUCACUAUCUGCUAAAAAAACGGAGGAAUCGGGUGGAGGAAAGAAACAGACACGUUUGGGCAUGGAAGUAAAGAAGGAGGACGACCCAGCCGAAUGGUACACACAAGUUAUCAAAAAGUCCGAAUUGUUGGAAUAUUACGAUAUCUCGGGCUGUUACAUUCUCCGACCUUGGAGUUACUUUAUUUGGAGCCAGAUUCAGUCUUACUUUGACAAGGCGAUUGGAGCUUUGGGUGUUGAUAAUGCCUACUUCCCCAUGUUUGUGUCAAAGGGAGCCCUCGAGCAGGAGAAAGAACACAUCGCGGACUUUGCUCCUGAAGUUGCAUGGGUGACACGUUCGGGCUCUUCGGAACUGGCGGAGCCGAUCGCACUGCGACCGACGAGCGAGACAAUCAUGUAUCCAGCCUUUGCGAAGUGGAUCAAGUCGCAUCGUGAUCUCCCUCUCAAGCUCAAUCAAUGGAGCAACAUUGUCCGUUGGGAAUUUAAGCAUCCAACUCCCUUCUUAAGGACUCGGGAGUUCCUCUGGCAAGAGGGUCAUACUGCUUUUGCCUCGAAGGCCGAGGCUGAAGCUGAGGUCUUGACGAUUUUGAACUUAUAUCGAAGCAUUUAUAACGAUCUUCUGGCUAUUCCCUGUAUCAGAGGCCGAAAGACCGAACGGGAGAAGUUUCCUGGCGGUGAGUACACCACCACCGUAGAGGUCUUCAUUGAGGCCUCUGGUCGCGCUAUUCAAGGUGCCACUUCACACCAUCUGGGGCAGAAUUUCAGCAAAAUCUUUGAGGUGAUGUUUGAAGAUCCAGAAACAAAUCAGCAGAGCUACGUCUACCAGAACUCCUGGGGUCUUACUACGCGCACCAUCGGUGUUAUGAUCAUGGUGCAUGCGGAUAAUCAAGGCCUUGUUCUCCCGCCGCGCGUAGCCAGGUACCAAGUGGUGGUUGUGCCCUGUGGUUUGACGGCGAAAACUACGGAGGCGGAGCGUGCAGAGCUGCUAGAGCAAGUUAAGAUCAUCACUGCGCGUCUACGCGAGGAAGGAGGAUUGAGGGUGCACUUGGAUGACAGGGACCAUGUCUCUCCUGGCUGGAAGUUUAAUCAUUGGGAGCUGAAAGGAGUACCCCUGCGUGUUGAGGUGGGAUUCAAGGACCUGUCGAAGGCUGAGGUUACCGCAGUGGUGCGAUACACUGGGGAAAAGACUACAAUUUCGCUGAACCGGUUGACUACUUCCGUGAAAGGUAUGUUGGAUGAAGUUCACGACCUUAUGUUAUCUCGCGCUACCAGCAUCCAGAACUCGCAUAUCCUGUCUGCGAAGAACAUGGAAGAAUUGACUAGUGCACUGGACAAGAAGUGCAUUGUCGUGGCACCCUUCUGUGGUGAUGAGCUCUGCGAAGAUGCGGUCCGCGUUGAGUCUUCAGAAAAUGUGGUUGUGACCCCAGGAGCUCCCUCAAUGGGGGCCAAGUCUCUGUGCGUUCCCUUUGCGGGAGAAUUAGGCGGUGUGAAGACAGGCCCGGUAAGCGAUGGUUCGCCCUGCCUCCGGCACCCACUCUGCACGAAACCCGCCACCUUUUACACCCUCUUUGGACGUAGCUACUAG